UCUCAAAAAUAUCUCCCAUUCCAUCAUCUCAUGUUCUUAAAUCAGAAAUCUCUAUAUUAUUAUUUUAUUAUUAUAUUCUUCGAGGAAGAGGAAGAGGAGUAAAAAAAAAAAAAAAAUGUCUACGGCAUGCCUUCCUCUGUUCGCUCUCAGUACUCCUUCAAUCGCAACAAAGAAAUUAACCCAAAAAAAAAUCAGUCCGUUCAAUGCAACUGCUAGAAAGCUGUACGGAAAUUCAAUGACAUGCAAAGCUGCUGCUGCUGCUUCCUCUUCAAGUUCAAUCAUGGACUUUGAUCUCUAUGAUCUUCUUGGCGUAGAUAGCUCUUCUCAUCAGUCGCAGAUAAAACUGGCGUAUCGGACGCUGCAGAAGCGGUGCCACCCUGACAUUGCUGGGCCAGCAGGACAUGACAUGGCUAUCAUACUCAAUGAAGUUUACUCCAUCCUCUCUGAUCCUAACUUACGUUCAGCUUAUGAUAAGGAGCAAGCCAAAAUUGCAGAACUUAGAGGUUACACAGGCAAACCUAUAUACUCAGCAUGGUUUGGAUCAGAAAACGAACAAAGAGCAGUAUUUGUUGAUGAAGUCAAGUGCGUAGGCUGCUUGAAAUGUGCCUUAUUUGCUGAAAAGACAUUUGCUAUUGAAUCGGCUUAUGGAAGAGCCAGGGUUGUUGCACAGUGGGCUGAUUCUGAACACAAGAUCCAAGAGGCCAUAGGAGCAUGUCCAGUUGAUUGCAUCUCGAUUGUGGAGAGGUCAAACCUAGCAGCUCUAGAAUUCUUAAUGUCGAAGCAACCACGCGGCAAUGUAAGAGUGGGCAUGGGUAAUGCAGCAGGAGCGCGAGUCUCAAAUAUCUUUGUAGAUGUCAAAAAAUUCCAGACCAGAUUUGAGGAUGCAAUGGAAAAAGCUUCUGCACGACACCCCAAGGAAACAGACCUCCAAAGAGAAGCUAGAAUGUCAGCAAUUCAAGCAAUUAGAUCAAUCUCAAAUUGGUUAUACUGGCAAUCACCUAUUGCAGGAGGAGGAGGAGGAGGAUCCACACCUGUGUCGUCACAAAAUAAUCUGACAUACGUUUCACAUAAUAAAUCUAGUGAGCCAAGCAUGGACAAGCUUCGAGAAGCAGUAGCUGCCAGAAAGCGAGCAGGAGGAACGAUUUGUCGAAUCUCAUCGAACUAUUUAUAUCACGAGGAUUAUUGGAUUCCAUCAAUCCAUGCUCUUCCAGCUUCAACUCAAGUCGUCAGCUAUAAUGCCCCAACUACCCAAAAAUCCUCUUCACCUACUAAAGAAUACAAGGAUAAAAACUAUGGAGUAAAUGAUGACAAUCAGAAGAAACCCGUAAUAUGGGGAGUACUUCCAAUGAUAACAGCAACAAUUGCUUCAGUUAUAGUUUGGUUACAAGUUGGAGAAGGGACUGUUGGUGGAUUAAAACAACAUAUAGGUGGCUCUUUGGCUUUGGACAUCGUUAACAGCUCUUGGUCACAGGUUAUGUUAGCAGGGAUUACUUGGUACAUCAUUGGGAUUGUAAUAAUUGAACUUGUGGAAGUCAUUCAAAGUAGACGAAGGUUAUAGGGAAAGAACUCAAACGAUUUAGAAGGUAAACGUAAAUCCAUUUGUAUACAAAAGAACUUAAUUAAACUAUAUGAUAUCUACGUACUGAAAAUUAUUUGGA
Molecule: messenger RNA, 1658 nt
Organism: Quercus robur (English oak)
Lineage: Eukaryota; Viridiplantae; Streptophyta; Magnoliopsida; Fagales; Fagaceae
Product: chaperone protein dnaJ C76, chloroplastic-like
Exons: 4
Coding region: 116-1558 (480 amino acids)
Source: RefSeq, a predicted model, not a curated record